UCGAUUCCGCCUCUCCCUCUUUCGUCGCUCAAACCCCGGGCCUCUCGGCGCUUCGGACUCUUGACUCAAUCAUCAUCAUCAGCAGCAGCAACAACAACAACAUCAACAACAACAUCAACAACAACAUCAUCAUCAUCAACAACAUCACCACCUUCAACAACAGCAGCGACAUCAGCAUCAGCCCGUGCCGCCAUGGGGGGAUUCUUCACGCGACUCUUCGAUACCCUCGUGGGGAAGAAGGAGAUGCGCAUUCUCAUGGUGGGGCUCGACGCCGCCGGCAAGACGACCAUCCUCUACAAGCUCAAGCUCGGCGAGAUCGUCACCACCAUCCCCACCAUCGGGUUCAACGUGGAGACUGUGGAGUACAAGAACAUCAGCUUCACAGUGUGGGACGUGGGCGGCCAGGACAAGAUCCGUCCGCUGUGGAGACACUACUUCCAGAACACGCAAGGGCUGAUAUUCGUGGUGGACAGUAACGACCGCGAGCGAGUGAACGAGGCGAGGGAGGAGCUGAUGCGGAUGCUUGCGGAGGACGAACUCCGGAACGCCGUACUGCUCGUGUUCGCUAACAAGCAGGACCUGCCCAACGCGAUGAACGCGGCCGAGAUCACGGACAAGCUGGGCCUGCACUCGCUGCGCCAGCGGAACUGGUACAUCCAGGCAACGUGCGCCACCAGCGGGGACGGCCUCUACGAAGGUCUCGACUGGCUGUCGAACCAGCUCAAGAACCACAAGUGAACGUCCGUCGGAGGCGGGGAGAGAUGACGCACACACGCUCGCACACAAGCGCACGCACGCACGCGCAGAAACACACAGACAUUGCCAAGGGCAGACGUGUGCAGAGACACAAGGACAAACGCACGCACACGCAGACACAAAGAUUCCCCCCGUAUAGCCUCGACAGACCUGUCGGGGCAAGUGUUGUUAGCGAGCACCUACGAAGGCCGGCAAGGUGCACGUUGGACAAAUGCUCGGGCGUGUUCACCCGGUCACGCGCACGUGUAGAGGCCUAUACCAGACCCACGCGCGUACACACAGAGACGCACGCACAAACGCACGCACGGCUUCGUACAGACACAGGCAUGGGCAAGUCGUAAGCCACAUACACGCACAUGGCCACGUGCCCACAUGCACGUACACAAAAGCACGUUUCAAUACGGACGCAAAGCAAAGAACCCCCGUGUAGCCUUUAAGAGACUGUUGGGGCAAGUGCUGUUAGUGAGCACCUAUGCAGGCCGGCACGGCACAUGAGGGGGUGGGUGGCCAGCACCACGCCCGACCGCCUUUGUCUUCCCAGCAGCGAUGUUUACUACACACCGCACCAGGUACUCAUUGUGAGGCUGAGUUGACCUACAAGAGGCCCAGGACCAGUUCAGAUAAUCGCCACUGGUGUUGGCCGUGAGCGGGUCGCCGGAUAUCAUAGCACGGCGCGCGAACCACUACACUGACCGCUUCCCUGAGCACACAGACAUACAUACAGGCAGUAACACACACACACACGUUCACACUUGGGCGAGAGAGAGUUGUAGAUAUCCUGUUGAAACCUUAUCGAUCACAGGGGCAAACGCUGUUGUUAGCGAGCAUCUAUUAAGGUGGUGGCGGGAAGCGUGGGCAAAAUCUAUCGGGAAACUUGUGUCUGGUUUUAAACACUACAAGUCGAUCGUGACACUACAGUCAACGUUGGCCGAGGUUCCAUCCCUGGCUUUGAUGCAGGCAGGGACUUUGUGUCAACCUGGUCUCGGGCUCCCCUAAAGUUUAGUUUGUUGUCCUUCCCCCGCGCCUUCGAUUAGCACGGUUGGCUACGUGCGUUGCGAAAAGAAGUUCAACGUGCACACGUAAAAGUUAUUCGGCCAUAGAUGAAUACCUUGUAUCAGCGCUGCGGAGAGACGGUGUGAAGGGUGUUCAAGCAGCUGGCCACAACACUCUAUUGUACGUAUCUACGUUGAACUUAUACAGCUAGAAACAACAGUUCCACACUGCCCACCAGGGAUUAUUUGUCUGUCGUGCAUAGCCCCUCCCAAACAUGUAGUACGCUCCCGGAUUGGUUGAAGUGCGUCACGUGACCGCGAGCUUUCUGUCGUGCACGAAUGCGCUGUCCAACCAAGUUCAUACCUGCCCACUCAGAAAAGGAACGUGUUUUCGCACCGUACGUAGCCGACCGUGCGGGGGAAGGGCAGCAAACUAAUACUAAACAAACUGUUGCGAAGAAAAUAGCGUGCCGUGUCGGGCCCUGUAUAGGUGCUCGCUAGCAGCAAAUUCUACCAACAGCUUGCGAGGCUCAGCAAGCGCGUACGCACAACGUACGCACAACGUUCGCACAACGUUCGCACAACGUUCGCGCAACGUUCGUGCAACGUUCGUGCAACGUUCGCGCAACGUACACGCGACGGCUGAGCAACUCGAGCAAUUAAAAUGUAGUUCUCAGGCUCCAGUUGACACCGGAUACGGUCCUGUAAGCAUCAAUUAUUUCCGAAUCACGUGGGGCUGGUUUUUUGUUGUCGUUGUUGUUGUAUGCGUGUGCGUUCGCACGUCCGCACAGGUGUACAUACGUUUGCACACGUGUUUACAUAUACAGCGCACGCCCACGCGUGUGUAGAAACACAGACACCCACCCGUGUACAUACGUACGUGGAAGUGUACGUUGCACGUGUUUACGUGCGCGCACAGACGUCGUUAGCCUCUCACGAGGGCAGUCACGUGGUUCCCUGCUGACGUUGGUGCAGAGGGAGUUUCCAUCGCAGUCUUAUCAGGGGCUGAUCGUAGCCUCAUCUCAUGCCCUGUCACAGGCCUUGUCACAGCCUCCAUCACAUGCCCACCAGUGCCCCCACUCAGCCCCAUCACUACUCUCAGUCCUGCUCAAGGUUUCGAUCACGGGCUGAGCUGACCUCGUGGUGAAACCUACUCGCCACUGUGCUGGAUAGCAACAAGCCCUCGGUUCGAACCCCGUUACAGCCGCCAUAGAAUACGGAGCAUGUGGGCUCGGAUGUGACGAAGCCUCCAACGUGGCCGUUGUGUUUAACAUCUCCCGAUGCGACAUUUUGGAGAGAAUAUCGAUUCGAGAGUAAAGUGAAAGGACCUUGGUUCUUCGCUGAGAUUGUCCGGUGGAGCUCGUUGGGGGAUGAUGAUGAUGAGCAGUUUUAACACGUAGGCAAUCGUGGCCAAUAUCCAUAGUACAGGUUUUUUUGGGUUGGAUCGCGUAAAUAUAAAUGUCUUUAAAUCUCGCUGUCGUCUGAUGAUGCCGAUUGUAAUUACUGGCGAAACGUCUUACGCAGAUUGUACAUGUUGUGAAUUUUCUCUCCGACACACGGGUGACGAACUUUACAAAUGUGCUGUGUUGGGUGGUGGCGGCGGGUUUAACGACACAUUUUGACGCGGUCUGACCCAAAAAAUCUCUUGUUACGGAUGAUGUUGAUGACGAGUCUCGGUCAGCUCUCGUGCAGUUAUUAAAAACAAAAAGGGAUUCUCAAUGUCGCUCGGCGAUUCCGGUUUUUUACAGGAAAUGACUACAGCCAUCUCCCCCUCUACCAGACACUCACUCCCACAGAUGCUAUGCAGUGGUUAAAGAAUUGCGGCGUGUUCGUUGCACAUUCGAUUUUAACGCUAUUCGUUUUCGCCGAAAAAUACCGCGGCAUCAUCCCAACUACCCGUGGUGUAUUUAUGAACUAACACGUAAGUCAAGUUAGCGCUUAUAUUUUUGUGUUUAUUGUGGGGCGGGGGGGGGGGUGUCAUUUACGCAUUACGCGGUUGGAAACGCGCGCGCACGCCGACGUGGCUUCAGGCGUUUGUCGUGACGGCCGUGUCGGACUUCCGGGGGUCGUGCUCUCAUCGUAACGGCACGUGGGGCUGCCCCCCCCCCCCCCAGAGGUCGCAACCGGGUACCCGAUACCCGUACCCUACCCGAUACCCGGCAACCCGUACCCGGCCAGGUACGGCUACCCGUUUGCGACCUCUGCCCCCCACCCCGCACCUGCCCACCCGAGAUUGUCACCGACAAGAUCGUCGCCUGCCAUGAUCCAACCACUGCUGGGUUGAAGGCCUCACCCGUCGCUGUGUCUUCACCGUCUCGCGACGAUCCUUUCCGAGAUCCGAUUCCAUCGCUCCGUGAAGGAUGAGUGAUUAGUGAUGGGUUGUGUGCGGACUAAACGGGGCGGGCAGGGGAGUGGUGGUGGUGACAGCGGUUUUGCGUUUUUGUGAAAAAAAGCCGACUGGCGUUUUUUCUUUUAUUGGGUUUUGCAAAAAAAAAAAGUUUUCUGUCAUUUAACAAUAACGAAAAUGGGAUUUUGUUUGAGGUUAUAAAAUUCACGGGGGUCGGGUGUAAGUCGUCGUGUAAAGAGGAGCAGGCUGGGGACACUUUGAUGUCAUCGUCAUUAUAGAAAAAAAAAUGCCUUAGAGUUACCAUGUUUUUGUUGUUGUUUUACGAUAUUUGAGCGCCAUCGAAAUGUGUCUGCCCGUGAGAUGUGCCGGGUGUUGAGGGAGGAAUCGGAAAGGGGGCAACGCGAGGGGGGGGGGGGUGGUGCUCCACUCGGCACUGCUCUCUGAGUUGGUCAUCCCUCCCCUCCCCCGCACCACCAAUUAACACGGUUGGCGACCUACGCUGGUGCGAAAGAAGUUCCACGUACAGAGCGGUGACCCCCUGGUGCCCCCCAACCCCCCCAUUAAAUUAUCCAAAACGUAAUAUUUUUAAAGGUUUAUGAAUAUGCAAAGGGAAGGGGAAAAAAAUGUUUGUGGGGGGGGGGGUGUCACGAGACAUCUGGACCACCCCUGUGCAUGCGACCCCUUGGCAGUCCGAGACCCUUGGUGAUGGAGGGGGUCACCCAUUCAAGCGCUGCCCAGGUUUAAAAUCAGACUUGGGCUUCCAACAGCGGAUAGGACGACGCAGAGUGGCACUUUGGGGAGCAAACGCUUGAUCGAUUUCUUUUGUAUACAUGUGCGUGUAAAAGUGUUGGCUUGAAAACAACGACAAAAAGUAAAAGAAUGUUGAUACGUUAAACAGUGUCUUUAUUAUCGGAACAGGAUAAAGAUUUUAAAAGAAAUAUCUGCAGAAGUAAACUAUUCACCUAUUUACUCCCGGCAUAUUAAGAGUCGCCGUUCUUGUUAAGCGUUUCGUUUAGGAAGAUGCCACUCCUUAUGCCUGCCCCCCCACCACACACCCCCAUGUUCUCAUACGCAUAAGUCUCUCAAAGUAAUCAUGUUUGCGGGCUCAAUGCGGUGUGUUGCGCUAACGGACGGUGCUCACGUAGGUAAAUUAUUUAGCCUGUUGUUAUUGCUGUUGCAUCCAACUCCGUUGUUGCCGAGGAAAUCGAUCCGUAGUUCAACGCGCGCCUCCUCGGUUGUCGUCCUUCGGCUGUUACGCUCCCAGUUUGAAUACAUUUCUCAUAUUCCACGCGGCCCGAUGAUGACUUUAUAUAGUGGUUUAAAUGUAAUUACAUGGUGUAAUGCUGUAAUAUUAAUACAUAAAAUUACAUCUCUUUGAAAA
Lethenteron reissneri (Far Eastern brook lamprey) is the source of this 5476-nucleotide messenger RNA. RefSeq names its product ADP-ribosylation factor 2. Lineage: Eukaryota; Metazoa; Chordata; Hyperoartia; Petromyzontiformes; Petromyzontidae. Gene Ontology annotation, molecular function: GTP binding; GTPase activity. The record is from RefSeq and is a predicted model, not a curated record.